Hemicordylus capensis (graceful crag lizard) is the source of this 1352-nucleotide messenger RNA. RefSeq names its product F-actin-capping protein subunit alpha-2-like. The transcript has 3 exons. Gene Ontology annotation, cellular component: actin cortical patch; F-actin capping protein complex. The record is from RefSeq and is a predicted model, not a curated record. Gene Ontology annotation, biological process: barbed-end actin filament capping; actin cytoskeleton organization. The coding region runs from base 364 to 1239 and encodes 291 amino acids. Gene Ontology annotation, molecular function: actin filament binding. Lineage: Eukaryota; Metazoa; Chordata; Lepidosauria; Squamata; Cordylidae.
GAGAAAUGCAGAGGACUGGGGCAGCAGAGGAGGGAGAAGUGAUAGGGGCCCCCAAAACUACGAACAGGGUGGAGGCUGCUGAUACGGGGAUUUUUUCUUCCUUCUCUCCACAUGCAAGAGAGCAAGGCCAGCCUUCAAGUUUUUGCUGCCCUCGGUGAAAUUUGGUUUUCGCAACCCAACACCCCAGCCAAGUGAUCAGCACCUGCCCAGGAUAUUUUGCCCUCCCGAAGCAGAGCUCUGAACAGUGUCUCCAGUUCCCAGUUCCUUCCUUGCUUCCUUGCUUCCUUCCCUCCUCCCUUCCUUUCCCUAUCAGGUGGGCUGCAUCUAGAAUUCAAAGAUUUCUCAUUGGCAAGCGUGGCCGCCAUGUCCAAGGAAGACACGCCUGGAGACCACCCCCUAAGCGGGCCAGAGAAGGUCCAGGUUGUGAGCCGGCUUCUGAAGCAGGCCCCCCCGGGAGAGUUCACCGAAGCCUUCAGCGACUUGCGCUUGCUGGUGGACGACGACGCCGUGAUGGGCGAGGAAGUGGCCAGCCUGUGCGCCGUCCACGACAAGGACCAUUUCACCCCCAUCCGAACUCAAGAGUGCGAAGUGCUCCUGACCCGCCAUAACGAGCUGGAGGAGAAUCGCUUCUUGGACCCGCAGGGUCAGGUGUCCUUCAAGUACGACCACCUGAAGAGGAAGGCGGGCGAAUUCCAGCCCCACCCCGAGGAGGACGAGAAAGGGGAGCUGUGGAGAAGGGCCAUCCAGGAGUCCCUGAAGGCCUAUGUCAGGAACCACUACCCCGAGGGCGUCUGCAGCGUCUUCAUCAAGGACACGGCCAUCCGGAAGAUCUUUGUGGCCUGCAUCGAGAGCCACCGGUACAGGCCCUCGGCCUUCUGGAACGGCUUGUGGAAGUCCGAAUGGACUUUCGCCUUGGUCCCGGUUGCCACUUCCACCCCGGUGACUGGCUCCAUCACGGUCCAAGCGCAUUACUUUGAGGACGGCAACACUCACCUGACCGUUGCUCGGGACGUGGAGGAGACGCUGCUGGUUACGGAUGAGGCCCAGACGGCUCAGGACUUUGUGAAGCUGGUGGAGAAGGCGGAGAGCGCCGUCCAGGGCGGGCUGAUGGAAGAGUAUCAGCUCAUGAACGGCACCUACCUGAAGUCCUUUCGGAGGCAACUGCCCAUCACCCACACCACCCUUGACUGGGAGAAGGUGGCGACGGCUAAGGUCUUGGAGGCGCGUGUGAUCCAGUGAAAGGCCAGCUUCCGCCCGGCAGGAGAAGUGGAGAGCAAGAAAUACAUGGGGCGUGGGGGGGGGGAGUGGAAAUGGAGUGUUUGAAAUAAGGUUACAAAUUAAAUAAAGGAGUG